Closterium sp. Naga37s-1 is the source of this 315-nucleotide messenger RNA. NCBI's taxonomy places the organism in Eukaryota, Viridiplantae, Streptophyta, Zygnematophyceae, Desmidiales, Closteriaceae. The record is from the annotation of a GenBank genome assembly.
AUGAAUCGCCACCGUGGUCCCGCGAAUCGCGCCGCCGCCGCUCACGCCGGUUGGCUGUCCCGCGCAGUAAGCGCUGUGUUUUCGGUGGUUGCCGUGGCGGAAUUCGAAAUUUUGUUUGUCGCGUUUCUUGUCCUCGUCUACCUCUUCGUCCGCGACCUGCUGCAGCAGCCGCGGUUCAGUGGGAUAUUUGCACACAAGUCCAGCCAGGCGGAGUUCGGGUUCCUCUUCGGCGGGGGGGGCGCAAGAGGGGGAGGCGCAGCUGGGGGGGCAGGCGGGGCAGGCGGAGCCUUUGGGGGAGGACAAGGCGCGUUCUAG